Messenger RNA from Trichobilharzia regenti, 1007 nucleotides. Lineage: Eukaryota; Metazoa; Platyhelminthes; Trematoda; Strigeidida; Schistosomatidae. The record is from the annotation of a GenBank genome assembly.
AAACACUGUCAGACGAAUCAACCGCCCAUGGCUUUCAGCUGUAGGAUCAUUCCACAAACCAUUCUUAUCAUUCGUCACACCACGUCUAUUGGAGGAGGGACGUCGACACUACAACUGUCCAAAUCUCGAUGGAAUUGAUAUAGAGAAUGAAGGUGGUGAAGGAACAAUCGGUACACAUUUCGAAAAGCGGGUUGUCGGUGAUGAAAUCAUGGCAGGUGUCACAGGAGUGAAAGCAGUGACUUCACGACUGACAUUAGCUUUCUACCAAGAUUCUGGUUGGUGGGACGUCGACUACUCACUCGCGGAGAAAUGGGACUACGGAAAAGGCCUUGGCUGUAGCUUCGUAAUGGAAAGCUGCUAUGCGUAUAUGAACAGAAUGAAGCAACAGGGAAGAAGUAUUGAACCGUACUGUGAAGAACCGAGCUCUUUGAUGUGUUAUCACAAGAAAGCCUUUGGCAUAUGUGCAGUUUCCAGGUUCAACAGACAACUGCCUGCACCCGAACAAUAUUUCAGAGGUAUUCCUAACCAAGGAGGCACCUCUACACUUUCGGACCAUUGUCCUGUGAUUCAGCCGAUGAAAACAUUCUUCCAUGAACCAUUGAUGACGUAUUGCAAUCAUCAUUUGAAUAGACAACAUAUGCAAAGAGGAAACAUGUUCGGUCAAGACUUUGGCAAUAAUUCAAUAUGCGUUAGACACAGAGGACCUUGGGAGGCCAGGAUGAAUGGAAGAGUAUCAAGAGAUCCUCGGAUUUUGGCGACUUGCCAUCAGAUUUCAUGUUCUGGAGGCCUGAAAAUAAUUGUUAAUGGUCAACCAUUCCCCUGUCAGUCAGGUGUAGCAAGAAUAAAAACCAACCAGGUGACAGGAGAUGCUAUCUGCCCAAAUCCAAAUGAAGUUUGUGGACGUGGAAAGAAGUGAAAACUGGCGGGGACUACAAAGUCGGUCAUUGCUUUCUCAAGUUAUCCAGUUAACUUGAGUCAACUUGAGGUCGUUAUUACACUGCCCAAUU